AUGUCUCCCAAACGUCCACUCUACGAUGUUCUUGGUGUGACGCAGGAUGCCGCCGAGGAGGACAUAGCGCGUGUGUACCGGCGGCUGGCGCUCCAGUAUCAUCCGGAUCGCAACCCAAACGGGGAGGCAAAGUUUAAGGAGAUCGCAAACGCCUACAGCGUGUUGGGUGACUCGGGGAAACGUAGUGUGUAUGACGCAACCGGCGUUAUUCCCGGCGUUGCGGCGGAGGCAGACAGUGAGGCCACGAUGGCGGAGCGCUCCGCGGAAAUGAAGAAGCGUGUGCAGAUGUUCUACGCCACUUAUGCGGGGUCGCCGGAGGAGACGGAGGAUGUCGUAUCGUGCUACAAUAAGUGCAAGGGGAACUUCCGGCGGAUGGCGCGGGAGGAGCUUCUCUUUGACAACCAAAAGGAGGACGAAGUUCGGCGGCUGCAGGAUCUUGUGCGGAGCCUCGUGGAAGGCGGGCGCCUACAGCCGACGGAGGCCUGGAAGGUGACGAGCUCCGCGGCGGUGCUUAAACAAGUCAUGCGGUCCUUGAAGAAGGAGCGCAAAGAGGCCGCCGACGCGCUUGACGCCAUGGGCCUUUCCACUGAGAAGGGCGGGGGUGACCUGCACGCGCUACAGUCGCUGAUGCGUCGCGAUCAGAAGACCGAAUGGGGCAACAUGAUGAGCAGCCUGGAGUCCAAGUACUUGCAGCCGAAGGGGGCCGCAAACGGGGUGGAGGAAACAGGCAAGAAGAAGAAGAAGCGCAAGGCGGAAGCAACAAAAGUCGCCGCAGCAUCACCGCAUAAAAAAACGCGGAGGUGA
Trypanosoma conorhini is the source of this 804-nucleotide messenger RNA. RefSeq names its product putative chaperone DNAJ protein. Gene Ontology annotation, cellular component: nucleus; cytoplasm. The record is from RefSeq and is a predicted model, not a curated record. Gene Ontology annotation, molecular function: heat shock protein binding. Lineage: Eukaryota; Euglenozoa; Kinetoplastea; Trypanosomatida; Trypanosomatidae. The transcript has a single exon. Bases 1 to 804 code for a protein of 267 amino acids.